This is a messenger RNA of Melozone crissalis (California towhee), 1224 nucleotides long. Its product is annotated as olfactory receptor 14A16-like. NCBI's taxonomy places the organism in Eukaryota, Metazoa, Chordata, Aves, Passeriformes, Passerellidae. Gene Ontology annotation, biological process: G protein-coupled receptor signaling pathway. Gene Ontology annotation, cellular component: membrane. Bases 1 to 1224 code for a protein of 407 amino acids. The transcript is spliced from 2 exons. Gene Ontology annotation, molecular function: olfactory receptor activity; G protein-coupled receptor activity. The record is from RefSeq and is a predicted model, not a curated record.
AUGUCCAACAGCAGCUCUGUCAGGCACUUCCUCCUGCUGGCAUUGGCAGACACGCGGCAGCUGCAGCUCCUGCACUUCUGCCUCUUGCUGGGCAUCUCCCUGGCUGCCCUCCUGGGCAACGGCCUCAUCAUCAGCGCCGUAGCCUGCGGCCACCACCUGCACACGCCCAUGUUCUUCUUCCUGCUCAACCUGGCCCUCAGUGACCUGGGCAUGAUCUGCACUACUGUCCCCAAGGCCAUGCACAAUUCCCUCUGGGACACCAGGAACAUCUCCUACAAUGGAUGUGCUGCUCAGGUCUUUCUGAUUUUCUUCUUCAUCACAGCACAGCUUUCCCUCCUGACUAUCAUGUUCUACGACCGCUACGUGUCCAUCUGCAAACCCCUGCACUACGGGACCCUCCUGGGCAGCAGAGCUUGUGCCCACAUGGCAGCAGCUGCCUGGACCAGUGUCUUUCUCCAUGCUCUGCUGCACACAUCCAAUACAUUUUCCCUGCCCCUGUGCCAUGGCAAUGCCCUGGGCCAGUUCUUCUGUGAAAUCCCCCCAUUCCUCAAGCUCUCCUGCUCUUACUCUUACCUCAGGGAACUUGGGCUCAUUGCUGUUAGUGCCUGUUUGGUAUUUGGCUGUUCUGUGUUCAUGAUUUUCUCCUAUGUGCAGAUCUUCAGGGCUGUGCUGAGGAUCCCCUCUGAGCAGGGAUGGCACAAAGCCUUUUCCACCUGCCUCCCUCACCUGGCAGUGGUCUCCCUGUUCCUCAGCACCUCAUUUUUUACCUACUUAAAGCCCCUGUCCAUAUCCUCCCCAUCCCUGGAUCUGGCCCUGUCAUUUCUGUACUCAGUGGCGCCUCCAGCCUUGAACCCCCUCAUCUACAGCCGGAGCAACCAGGAGCUCAAGGCUACGCAGGCAGGGAAGCCGGUGAAGCCGCGGGCGGGACCGUCUGGAGAGGUGGAGAUGGGAUCGCCCGGAGAGGCGACUGCGCCGGCGGGGCGGGUCUUGGAGGCGGCCACGGCGCUGGCAGGGGCAGAGGCAGCGCAGGUCUUGGAGGCAGCCACGGGGGCCCAGCAAGUGGGGGAGCCUCGGGGACCGGUAUCACCCCCAUCGCUGAGCGGGGCAGGGGUCCGAGAGGCCGACUGGGAAGGGGCCUGCCGGACUUCCAGCGCUGGCUUGAGCGGCGCGGCCCCCUCCCAUCCCCCCGGCGGGGGGAGAAGGACUGCUCCGGAGAAAGAGUAA